GGUUCCAUAACUAACCCUGGUGACGGGGUGGUGGUAGCCAGAGCAGUUCUAACAACUCUUAUAGCAUGCUGUAUAGGAGGAGGGGUAGUUCUAUUCAUUUAUAAACUACACCCUGAUGGAGUCUGGUCCCUGUCAAAGAUGAUCAAUGGAAGUUUGGUUGGAAUGGUUUCUAUCUGUGCUGGCGCUGAUAGAUAUUAUCCCUGGGCUGCGUGUGUUAUUUCAGGAAUAGCUGGAUGCUGUUAUGUGAUUGUAUCUAAACUAAUGGUUCGAUUUAAGGUAGGCAUUAGUUUCUAUGGUACUUAG
Messenger RNA from Eurytemora carolleeae, 303 nucleotides. RefSeq names its product putative ammonium transporter 1. Gene Ontology annotation, biological process: ammonium homeostasis; ammonium transmembrane transport. Gene Ontology annotation, cellular component: membrane. NCBI's taxonomy places the organism in Eukaryota, Metazoa, Arthropoda, Copepoda, Calanoida, Temoridae. The record is from RefSeq and is a predicted model, not a curated record. Gene Ontology annotation, molecular function: ammonium channel activity.